This is a messenger RNA of Drosophila gunungcola (fruit fly), 1197 nucleotides long. RefSeq lists its product as uncharacterized. The record is from RefSeq and is a predicted model, not a curated record. Gene Ontology annotation, cellular component: mitochondrion. Bases 184 to 1122 code for a protein of 312 amino acids. The transcript has 5 exons. Lineage: Eukaryota; Metazoa; Arthropoda; Insecta; Diptera; Drosophilidae.
CAUGUAAAAAGCCCAAAAACUUGAUUCCACUUUAAAUUGGCACAAUGUUUGAAAUUAACAACAUUUGACCGGCAUUUUAAUUACGCAACUGCAGGAACAUAACCCCCUUUCAGUCCCCCCUCGCCCACACCGCUGUCCGCUUAGUUUUUCCCGCCGGUGGAGUGUGUACACACUGGCCACCAGAUGCAGCGCUUGACGAAAUCGUUACGUUUACUUACGUACUUUCCCACGGGAAAGAAGGUCCUUCCUCCUGGCACAUGUCCUUUUUGGGACCUGAAGAGGGAUUACUCCUCGGAGCCCGUGGAACUGAGCUUCGAUUCGUACACGGGCGAGGGAACCGACGAAACGAGGCCACCGCUAGUGACCUACCAUGGACUCUUCGGUUCCAAGCAGAAUUGGCGCGGAAUUAGCAAGGCUCUGGUGCGGAAAGUCCCCAGAAAGGUGUAUGCCAUAGAUGUCCGGAAUCAUGGCGAGAGUCCCCAUUCGAGUGUCCACAAUUCCGCGGCGAUGAGCGAGGAUUUGCGUCUGUUUCUGGAGCAGCGCAAUCAUCCAAGGGCCGCCUGCAUGGGUCACAGCAUGGGAGGUCGCUCCAUGAUGUACUUCGCCCGCAAAUACCCCGAAAUGGUGGAGCGAUUGAUAGUGGUGGACAUAUCGCCCAUUAGCGUGCCGCGUUCCACUGGCGAGAUGACGCAAAUCUUCGACGCGAUGGUCUCUCUGGAUCUCUCACCGACUUUGUCCAUGGGCGAGGGCAGGAAAAUCGCCAGGGAAAAACUACUGAAAGCCACCGAAGACGAGACCGUGGACUUUAUCAUGCUGAACCUGCGUAAAGAUCCCAAUUCGGGGGCAUUCUCGUGGGCCUGCAACGCCCAGGUUCUUCGAGAUUUCCUUACCCGCUUCGAUAACUACCAGAGCAAUCUGGAGGAACUGCCUCCGUAUACGGGACCCACCACUUUUAUCUGCGGAUCGCGAUCACCCUACAUGAGACGCGAGCAAUGGCCGCAGAUUCAGGAAAUGUUCCCCAAUUCCGAGCUUCACUGGCUGGAGGCUGGUCAUCUGGUGCAUUUCGAACAGCCGCAGGAAUUUUUAACACUAGUCAGCGAUUUCCUAAACAGAUCUGACUGAACAAUCAAAUUGUUAUGUUAGCCAAUUGUACAAAGGAGCCAAUAAUAGAUAGGCUUUAGCUAAAUUAACUAUAAA